Messenger RNA from Thlaspi arvense, 441 nucleotides. NCBI's taxonomy places the organism in Eukaryota, Viridiplantae, Streptophyta, Magnoliopsida, Brassicales, Brassicaceae. The record is from the annotation of a GenBank genome assembly.
AUGUGUUAUGCUUGGAAAGACUUGACCAAGAAUAUACUCAAACCAACACUGGACCUGAUUUUUUCUAUCAUGAACCUGAAGACCAAAUCUUUUGGUACGAGCUGUACGAUUUUGAGUCUGGUUUAUGGACAACUCUUGAUGUCACUCCACACUGAGGAGAAGAAAGUCGCCAUAAUAGGAGAUGUUGGAUACUUUGGACUAUUGGAUUAUCCAAAAAAAAUCAACAUAAUUGGAGAUGGUGGAUACUUUAGAAAAUUGGAUGUCUUCCUCGGAGAACAUGGAGACCAAAAGUACUGUAGGCCACAUGUGUGCUCUUAUGUUCCAAGUUUAGUGCAAAUCAAGCAGCCUUCAGGAGGCGAAUGUAAAGAACAAAGCGAGCUAGAAAAGCGUCGAUAUUAUGAAUACAUGUCGAGACUUUUCCCACAUGUAAUGAAUCAAUGA